AUGGAGUUGGGCACAUCCAGAAGGGAACCUCUUCUGGAGACCCCAGAGGCGGAGUCUCCUGGUCUGCUGAAUGACCUGACCCAGCUGGAUAACUCUGCCCACACAGUCCUCACCAGAGAUGUCGGACAGCUGACGCCCCGCCUCGUCCUGGACAGAAACUCCAAUCAGGAUGUUUAUCCCGCGUCCCUACAGGAAGUCCAAGACGCCCUAAACAACCUCAAUAGCUCCUCCCCUUCUCUGAGUGGAGCAGGUUUAGACCAGAACCUGAACCUGAGGUUGAUCUCAAGACCUGGAGAAGGAGAUGGUCUCUCCCCGUCCCCUCUGCCCCAGCCCCGCGCCCUACGCCCUGCCUCGCUCCCUGUCCACAACUUCCCUGACCCCGCCGAGGUUGAUGACCUUUCUCCUAUCACCUAUGACCCCAACGGCAACAUGAACUCUGACCCCAACAGCCUGACCCCUGAACUGGACAGACCGGACUCAGACAGACAGUCACCUAGGAUGAGCGCGGACAUCAUGAAGUCCUGUAAAGUGAAGAAGCUGGACAACCAGACUCCAUUACAGAACACCAGCGGAGAGGACAACGACCAUCGCAAAGGUCAUGCUACAGACGAGGAGAAGCUAGCCAGCACGACAGGACUCAGAGCAGAUAGAGACCACAACGAGCCAGAGCUGAAUGUGUCAGCCAGACCAGAGUCAGACUGCUGUUCUAUGUAUGAGGACCCCUGCCAGCUGAAGAACGCCAAGCUGGGAGGAAGUAACACGCAGAAGAAGACAGGAAGUGAGGUUCUAGACUCCAUUUGCAUCAGCGAGGAGGAGAAAAUGGCUGUUCUCACCCUUAUCAGAGAGGAGAUCAUCACUAAGGAGACGGAGGCCAGUGACUGGAGGAGAAAGUACGAGGACAGCAGACAGGAAGUCAUGGAGAUGAGGAAGAUUGUGGCAGAGUAUGAGAAGACCAUCGCCCAGAUGAUUGAGGACGAACAGCGCAACACCAUGAGCGCCCAGAAGUCUUUGCAGGCUGUAACCAUGGAGAAGGAGUUGGCGCUAGCCGACCUGAACUCGGUAGAGCGCUCGCUGUCCGACAUGUUCCGCCGCUACGAGAACAUGAAGAGCACCCUGGACGGCUUCAAGAAGAAUGAGGAGGUGUUGAAGAAGUGUGCUCAGGAGUAUCUGGCCAGAGUCAAGCAGGAGGAGCAGAGAUACCAGACGCUCAAACUCCACGCUGAGGAAAAACUAGACAAGGCUAAUCAGGACAUAUCCCAGGUACGCAGCAAGGCCAGCUCUGAGAGUGUUGCUCUGACRGCCAGCCUGAGGAAGGAGCAGAUGAGGGUGGACUCUCUGGAGAGAGCCCUGCAGCAGAAGGCCGAGGAAAUCGAGGAGCUCACCAAGAUCUGUGACGAGCUCAUCGCCAAGAUGGGCAGAACAGACUGAGACAGAUUCCAUACGUCCAAAUCAUUCAAUCUUGAUCCGCCGAGAAAUCCCUGCCUACAACCUAUGGCAUACUCUGCCCUGUGCAUGCGUCCAGCCAAUGAGCAGUUCUGUUUUCCCUUGGGGCGCCUGCCCCUAAUGCUGCUGUACAGGUCCGAUGUCAUAUGAUAACCCAUUUUCUCUUGAGUAGUGCACCCUAUGGAUCGCCAUAGGGUGUCAUAUGAGCUAGAGAUUGUUACAUGUGGACUGUUUUUGUUUUGGUCAUUUUUGCCAUGAAAGACCAAAUCCCUUACUCCCUCCAUCUGUCUGUCCUGUAACACAAAUAUAAUAGAAUGUGCUGUCUAGGCAGUGCAUAGAUUUGGGCUUAUUUACCUGACGAUACCAUUUUUGUAGAGCAUUUAUUAAUAGAUUGUGUAUAUAAACACCCUGGCUGAGAUGUACUGUACAUAUUUAUUCUGAACACUAGGAGACUAGGGUGGGACCAGGUAGACACUCUCUAGGCUCUAGGACAGUUAGAGGUCAGGGUUGAGCUGUGUUUGACCCUUCUGUAUGACUGCACUAUUACAGGGAGCGGGGAUAUGGACAUAGGGUUAGGAUGCACUGCUAUUGAUAGCGGUCAUGUGGGGGGUUGUCCUGGAAAGUAUAAAGCUUUUCUCCUGUCCCUAAUAUGAGGCCUUGUGUUGGCAGUGGAAGAGGAGCUGUAGGUCUACUGUAUAGUCUGCUCUGUGUGGUCUUGGACAGGUUUAGAUAACCUCCAGCAUAACUGCACAGGGGAGGAUUUCUCACGGUCCUAAACUCCACCUGGUUAGUGUUUGUCUCAGGCCAGUGUGUUUGAGUAACUGAGUAUUCUACUCUGCUCCAUCUGGAAAUGGUUAAUUUAAUACCAAGACUAUAUAUUUUGUUUAUGUACAAACAUACUGUAAACUGGAAGAGUGUUUUAAUGACUGUGGCUGUUAUCUUUGGUUCAGAAUAAAAAAUGCUCAGAAUAUCCUGCUCAUGUUCCCCUCUGGCCACUGACAUGCACUGUAGUGUCCAGGUGUGAAACGUUAUGACAUGGAGGUAGAGAGAACUGUUCCAGGAUUACUUGAGCUCCCAUUGACCCCGGUCCAAUGUAGUGCACUAUAUAGGGAAUAGGGUGCCCUUUGGGACGCACCCAGUGUGUUUUACUGCAGCACCUAUUUAGUGGCAUAGAAAGAUAACGUUUCUCUUAUUCACUGCUGAACUGGUUAAAUACUCUUCUUCACCCCUGUGGAGUCACACCGCCUCACAGUACUAGUUCCCUCUCCGCCAUACCGCUCUGUGGACGCCAUAGUUAAACAAGAUGCAUUAUAAACUGGGUGGUUCCAGCCCUGAAUGCUGAUUCGUUGACAGCUGUCUCUAUCAUGCACAUUUUUGCGCCAUUCUGCAGUUGCGUUACCUCCAGCUUCACUGACGGUUUCGUUAAACAAUUUUUUUUUUUUUUUAAACGUUAUGUAUGUCACCGACGAUCCCUUCUUUGAAUUGUCAUUAUUUGUGAAGUGGUUAUAAGAAAAGUACAGCUAUACUGACUAUGUUGACUAAUAUGGUAUAUGCAGUGUGUCUUGAGUAAACAAGAUUGCAGUAAUAAAGAAGUGUGUUCUCAUGG
This is a messenger RNA of Salvelinus sp. IW2-2015, 3049 nucleotides long. RefSeq names its product transforming acidic coiled-coil-containing protein 1. Lineage: Eukaryota; Metazoa; Chordata; Actinopteri; Salmoniformes; Salmonidae. Gene Ontology annotation, biological process: mitotic spindle organization; cerebral cortex development; cell population proliferation. The record is from RefSeq and is a predicted model, not a curated record. Gene Ontology annotation, cellular component: cytoplasm.